Rubroshorea leprosula is the source of this 556-nucleotide messenger RNA. Lineage: Eukaryota; Viridiplantae; Streptophyta; Magnoliopsida; Malvales; Dipterocarpaceae. The record is from the annotation of a GenBank genome assembly.
GGAUAGCUUGAAGUGAUCAAUCUCUUCAUUCAAAAAAAAAAAAAAAUUUUCUAAGUCAUGGGAAUUGCUCCACAUCCUCUCCUUGUGUCCCUUAGUUUGAAGGGCAGGGUGCUACAAGACGAGGAGGUGCUGAAAGCCAGAAGAAAACUGAAAGUCAUGAAGAGAAAGGUGGUCAAGUGCAGGAGGUCCAGGAGGGUUUUGAAGAAGAGGAGGGCGUGUGUAGAAGGUGCUAGAAGGCCGACCAGCACCAUUGAAAGAAAGAUCAGAACUCUUAAGAAGUUGAUUCCAAGCAGUGAAGGGAUGGAAUUGGACGGAUUAUUCAGAGAGGCAGCGGAAUAUAUUCAGUCACUGGAAAUGAGAGUCAAAGUGAUGCAAAUCAUGGUAAAGGUAUUGACAGGUUCUAAUGAUGAGUAAUUAGAAAUUUUGUAAAUUGUAAGGUUCAUAACAUUCUUUUUUAUUUAUUUUUCUCAAUUGGUUUUUCUUCUGGUUUUCCUAUAGUCAUUUAUAGGAUCGAGCUUGUAUUAAUUAUGUGUCCAAAUAUAUAUGAAUUCAUGUU